Vigna umbellata (rice bean) is the source of this 917-nucleotide messenger RNA. RefSeq names its product HMG-Y-related protein A. Lineage: Eukaryota; Viridiplantae; Streptophyta; Magnoliopsida; Fabales; Fabaceae. Gene Ontology annotation, cellular component: nucleus; chromatin; nucleosome. The record is from RefSeq and is a predicted model, not a curated record. Gene Ontology annotation, molecular function: double-stranded DNA binding; nucleosomal DNA binding. Gene Ontology annotation, biological process: negative regulation of DNA recombination; regulation of DNA-templated transcription; chromosome condensation.
UCAGAUCCUUGCUAGAGUCAUCCGUAUCAUACUCAUCACUUUCCUUAAAUUUUUUUAACCUUCCUCUAUUAAAGUUUCCAGAUUUUUGGUGGGGUUCGUUGAGGGUACUGUGCGAGCUUUUCAGCGUCUUCACAGCCUGCAACUUCGAUGGCCACUGAAGAGGUUAAUAAACCUCAGUCACUUCCUCCAUACCCCGAGCUGAUACUGAAAGCGAUUGAAGCUCUGAGUGAACCAAGUGGAUCCAGCAAAUCAGCAAUAUCAAAGUACAUAGAAGCGAUCUAUGGUGAGUUGCCAGACUCAACCGUUUUGGGUAAUGAACUGAACAAGAUGAAAGAGAGUGGAGAGCUUGUGUUCAAUAAGAACAACUACAUGAAAGCUGACCCAAGUGCCCCACCAAAGAGGGGCCGUGGAAGACCACCAAAGCCAAAGGCCCCUGUGCCACCAGGCACCGUCGUCUCCCCUCCGCGGCCAAGGGGUCGUCCCCCGAAGGACCCAAACGCGCCUCCGAAGUCUCCAAAGCCCAAGCCCACCCCUGGAAGUGGCAGGCCAAGGGGGAGGCCAAAGAAGAUUCCUCGGUCUCCGACGGCGGCGUAUCCGGCCGCCGUAUCCAGCGGAAGGCCCAGGGGUAGGCCUCCAAAGGUGAAGCCUCAGUUGACAGAAGUGAGCGUUGAGUCAUAGAAUUGUUUCUUUAUUUGGGUGCCGAAUGUAGUGUUCCUACUCUUUAUAAGUGGUCGGUGUGAGUUUAGAUUCUGUGUUGAUGUAAUUUCGUUGUAAAAUUAUGUAGUGGUAGCUGACUUACUAAGAGGCUUUCGUGUUUGUCUUCCCUCCCGAUCAUCGAAAGAGAACAGUAUCUUGUGCUAAUUCUCGCGUUCUAACUUGUGAACCCAUGAUGUAGAAAAAAGGUUGUUGUUUGAGAA